Acanthoscelides obtectus is the source of this 246-nucleotide messenger RNA. The record is from the annotation of a GenBank genome assembly. Lineage: Eukaryota; Metazoa; Arthropoda; Insecta; Coleoptera; Chrysomelidae.
CUCCCUGUAACGUGACGAUGUGAUGACUGCUGCAACAGAUGCUUUUCUUCCUCUAUUAGAAGGUUUCCUUUUCUUGUUUGGUACUGGACUGAUGUCAUAUGGAGAAACGAAUCCUAAACUACUGUGAGAAAUUCCGGAACUUCAGUUAAAGGCUUACCAUCAGCAGGUGUUCUAAGAUUGACCAUCGAUUCUUCUAAAGGUUGGAGACUUAAUGUCAUUGGUGUAACAUCUACUGUGCAACCAUCU